This is a messenger RNA of Pieris rapae (cabbage white), 1203 nucleotides long. RefSeq names its product protein FAM8A1. The transcript has 4 exons. NCBI's taxonomy places the organism in Eukaryota, Metazoa, Arthropoda, Insecta, Lepidoptera, Pieridae. Bases 134 to 1045 code for a protein of 303 amino acids. The record is from RefSeq and is a predicted model, not a curated record.
AAAUAUAUUCAUUAAAAUUCACCUGACGUGUUUUACAGUGGAUGCUGUUUUAUUAUUCUUCUAAAUAUUUAUACAAGAAUUUUGCGCAACUUGAAUUUCUACUUCAAUUAAAAAAAACAUAAUAGUAUCAUCAAUGCCUGAAACAGAACGACAGAAUUUAACGGAGCAAGAUGGUCUCACGAGUGCUAGCGGCGAUCAGCCUGCAAGUGAACGAGAGGCAUAUUUUCAGGCAUUAAGAUUAUGGAUACAACAAGCACAAAUGUAUCAAAACUUAUCGUCAUGUUUUCCCUACUAUAUGAUGAGUUUACAGGGCAUCCAAAGCAAUCAAACGAAUGUUCCUUUACUAAAUAAUAACUACCAAUUUCAUGGACAACAGUUUCCAUUUCAAGUACCGAUUCCUCCGAGGGCAACCCCUGACGCACAAGCUCCUGUUCCAACAUUAAGUCCUGCUGAAGUUAUUCAAAGGCAUGGUGGCUAUGAGUAUGUUAUUCCUCCGCUAUAUAAAAGGCUCUUAGCUGAGUUUAUAGAUUUCAUGCUGUUGUUUAUUUUAAAGCUCAUAGUUAGCUUCAUAGCUGUGGAUAUGUUUGACAUCAUUGAUUUAGAAAAAUUUGAUAUAAACAAAUUAAGUGAAAACUAUGAUGACUACAAAUAUGCCAUGGAAUUGACAUCAGAAAUUUUGUUACUUGAAAUUAUUUACAGGAUUAUUGUUUGUUUCUUUGAGGCAUACUGUCUGAGUAGCGGUGCUGGCCGUUUGGGAGGUAUGACACCAGGGAAAGGUUUACUUGGUCUCCGUGUGGUCACAGCAUCUGCAGUUGUCCUGGUGGAAGGCCGUCCUAAAGAAACAGUCCUGCUAUAUCCUGGUCGACCACUUACUUUUACUGUAGCAUUGGUACGAUCACUCCUUAAGAAUUUCCUCAUAUCUCUCCUAUUUCCUCUAUGUCUUAUUUUGUUUGUAUUUCGUUUUAACAGGACAGGGUAUGAUUUGUUAUGUGGUGUCAUAGUUGUUGAAGAAAAUUUAUAUCCCCCUAGACGACAUGCCCCAUAACUUUUUCAUGUCUAUUUAAUAAUUAUUGCAUAGGUACAAAUAAUACAUUCUUCAUUUAAAUGUAAUUGAAUGUGAUUUUGAAUUAAUAAAAAUGUAUCAAAAAACAAAAUUAUUAUAGUGACCGUAACAGUUACAGUCGGUUAGGUUUAGUAAGAGAA